GCUAAUGGAAAUGUUAUAAAGCCGACACGCUGGCCACGGGCACAAAUCAGUUCAUCUUCAGUCGUUGCCUGGUUGGGUUCUAAAAAGCAAAAAAGUUCAAGGAUAUUGGCCAAGGACAAGCGAAGCAGCUUUAAAAACUUUAAAAAGCAAAAUGCGUCUAUUCAUUCUUUCGGCACUCUUGUUGGCCACUCUGACCGCAGGCCAAAGCACAGCUGGCAUUGAAAUUCUAAAGCAAAGACUCAUCAAAUUCCCCGAAGAGUUUGAUCCGAAUGUGGUGGCGCCCACAACAUCCAACAAAGCGGAUGAGGCCCAGCGCAUUCUUGACCAGAUCGCCAAAGUGAACGAAGCCUUCGGCUAUGUGAAGAAGAAGCCCGAACAGCCAAAACUUCCGCCCAUACUCGACUCCAGUCAAUAUCUAUUCCCCAAGCCACCGCAAUCGCCCUUCCACGCCCAGCAGCAUCAUUUCUCUGGCAGCAACGGGCAAACGCUGCUCGAGCCUUCGAUACGCGCUGUGAAGCUAACGAGAACUGCCUUCAAUGUGCCGCCUCCGUUGUCAGCAUUGUCUCCAUCCUCGCCUCCUCCUCCUCAGCAAAGAGAACAACUCGUCUUUCGACCCAAUCAAGUGCAAGUGCCACAGCCAAGUUCCGAGCAGGAGGCACAACAGUUGCCCGCCCACUUUGUGAUACCCGUGCAUCUUUACAAGCAGAACAAGGAACAAUAUCUUCGCGAUCAUGCGCCGGAAGAGUAUCGUGUGAAGGGCUACAAGAUCAUAGGCGAUGUGGACAGCUUCUAUGGCAAGGCAAAGUCAGCAAAGAAACAGGGCAAGAGCACGCCCAAAUACCACUUGUUCUUCUUGCCCCGCGAGUUGGCCUUCAACGAUGAUGGCACGCCCAAGCGUGGCCCAAACACAACCACAACAAUUGCCACAAGCACCACGCCGAGACCCUCGAGAGCACCGACUGUCAGCAAAGAGCAGCGUUUGGAUUCUCGUGAGAAGCUAACGAAUAAGCAGAAGCCGCAACCGCAACGCAUCCCCGUCAGCGUGGUGCAAGAUCCAAGCAAUCGCAAACGCAUCAACGCAGUCAAUCAGACCACGAAACCAAUGCGCAUGGCAGCUAAGGAAGGUGCACAAAGUCUGCCCACUGUAGCAGCCACCACAACAGCUCCCAAGAUCACAGCUGCACCAAGCGUUAGCUCCACUUUGCCACCAGCUGGCGGACUUUUGCCCAAUCGCAAUCGCUUGACGGGUUUCCGCGUGCCCGGCGUGAAUCUCGUUGAAAUGCAGAACCACACUUCGGCGGCCAUUAAGAACGCUUUCCAGAACAUCUUCAAGUUGCCCUUCCGCUCGCCAGGCACAAAUGCCGCACCAGCUGUCAUCGGCAGUCUGCAGUCCGUUCCCAACAAGAGCAGCGCAUCCACUUUGGAGGACACCGACUACAAAUGGGAUGAUGAACAAGAGGGCGGUGGCGAUGGCGACAGCAACAUUGAUACUCUAGAGAACACUGCCGCCGAACGCGAUAGCAGCGCUGCCUCGGAGAAGCAUCUGCUCUUUGCCCACAAGGCGCAUAAGUCGCCACUGAUGGAAACCAUUGGCACGGUGGCCACUGCACAUCAGGGUACACAAAAGCAGGCGUUGCGCGAGGGCGGCAUCAUCAUUCAGCGCUUGAAGGUGCGCAAGGGCGGUAUUGCCAUUGCGGGGCCAGGGGGCGUGGCCACCGCGGGCAGCGGCGGCACUGCGAUUGUGGGACCCGGCGGUUAUGCUUUGACCCAUCCACGCAGUCUGACAAUUGCUGGCCCAGGUGCCAAGGUUAUUUCCAUACCUGCUGAUGUGGAUUUAAAGGAUGCACUGCAGCGCACCGAUGUGGAGGCGCGCAGUUUUCCGCGUGAGGGCAAAGUGGUGGCCACGGGGCCGACUGUCUACUAUGCACCUGCCACGGGCAUGGAGCAGGAGCUGGAAACGGACGACGAGGAACAGGAGCAGGAGUUUUGAGGCUCAAACAAGUCUCAGUCCCUUGACUAACUAGUGAAUUCAAAUGGCGCGCCUAAGCGUUCGAUAACUAUCGCUUAUCGAAUGGCGAGUGUUGCCAGACACUUUGAAAAAAGAAAAGGGGGGAGCUGUAGUUUGCUAUGUUCGAUUUAAACCUAAUGACUGUUAGUAUUUUUGUAUAGCGCUUAAGUGUAUUCGUAAUAAAUGUUUGUAAUUUGUAA
Drosophila sulfurigaster albostrigata is the source of this 2208-nucleotide messenger RNA. RefSeq lists its product as uncharacterized. The transcript is spliced from 4 exons. The record is from RefSeq and is a predicted model, not a curated record. Lineage: Eukaryota; Metazoa; Arthropoda; Insecta; Diptera; Drosophilidae. The coding region runs from base 152 to 1990 and encodes 612 amino acids.